AUGAGAUUCUUCAUCAUCCUUCUUUUGGCUCUUUUGGCUUUUACUGUUCUUGGUAAGUCAAAUAUGUAAAAUAACUGUAAAAUGACAUUUCAAGUAUUAAAAAAUAUAAUUUAUAAACUACCUACUUGUACUAUAACAAUGGACUUUAGGAGCCGCUCACCACGGCAAGAAGCCAGCCCACCACCCUCCAGCCCACAAAGCUCCUGCUCACAAAGCCCCAGCCAAAGCCGGUACUAAAGCUCCAUCUGGAACUGGUGCCACUUCAGCUGCCAAGACUACUGGUGCUGCUGCGGCUGCUACUACUGCCAACGCUGCUUAA
Bursaphelenchus okinawaensis is the source of this 319-nucleotide messenger RNA. The record is from the annotation of a GenBank genome assembly. Lineage: Eukaryota; Metazoa; Nematoda; Chromadorea; Rhabditida; Aphelenchoididae.